AUGCCGGGGCCCUGCGGCGGCCACGAGCUGAGCUUCUUCUACAAUGUCACCUCCGGGCGCUGCGAGACGUUCCCCUACAGCGGCUGCGGGGGCAACGCCAACCGCUUCGGGACGCGGGCAGCGUGCCGCCGGGCGUGCCUGAGCCACGAGAAACCCAAAACCGGGGAGUGUCCCGUGGUGCUGCCGGAGCUGGAGGGGCCGUGCCGGGAGGAGUGCGAUGGUGACAGCGACUGCCCCAACGCGCUGAAGUGCUGCAACAGCAGCUGCGGCCUCCAGUGCCUGCCUGCAGCGCCAGCCCCAGGGAAGGAUGGAUUCUGCCCGGCCAGUGCUGGGCUGUUCCCCAGCUACGACUGCAGAGAGUGGUGCCGGCGUGACUCUGACUGCCCCGGUGAGGAGAAGUGUUGCCUGCAGGGCUGUGACUACGUGUGCCUGCGCCCGGCCCAAGAGAAACCAGGGAUCUGCCCCCUGAGCAAGCAGGCAGCGGGAUCCCAGUGCCAGGACCCCUGUGCAGGAGACGAGCAGUGCCCAGGAGAUGAGAAGUGCUGCAGCAGUCGAUGCGGUCACACCUGCAUGGCCCCAGAGCCAGACAAACCUGGGCAGUGCCCAAAGGUGAGGCUGCAGCUGACAUCAGAGCCAUGCACGGAGGAGGAUGACUGCCUGCACGACAGGGACUGCCCCAGACAGGAGAAGUGCUGCUUUUCUGGCUGCGCCAUGCGCUGCUCCCGCCCAGCCAGAGAGAGCAGCGGUGGUGCCUCCAGACAGUGCGCAGAGGAGUGUGAGACUGAUGCACAGUGCCCCCAGGGACAGCGGUGCACCCACAUGGGCUGCAGCCAUGUCUGCGUGGACAUCCCUGGGGGUGAGCACUAUCUAAGUGCCCGGGAACCACAGGGUGCCCACGGGUGGGAGUCCUGCAGCACAUGCUCUGCCUUGCAGGGAGAGUGGGAGUGUGCCCCAUCCCCAGGGAGGCCGGGACAUGCUUGGACCUGUGCAGCUUGGAUGAGGAGUGUCCCUGGGGCCAGAAGUGCUGCAGCAAUGGCUGUAGCAAUGUCUGCAUGCCUGCCUCUCUCAAAGAGCACGAUGUUGCCGUUGUGCCACAGCACGGUGCCAGCCGGUGCCCAGAGCAGUGUGAUGCCGACUCGCAGUGCCCACGAGGACAGAGAUGCACCCGCACCAGCUGUGGCCAUGUCUGCAUGGACAUGCCUAGAGGAAGGGAGGGAGAGUGCCCCAUCCCCAGGGGCGGCGGGACGUGCUUGGACCUGUGCAGCUCUGACAAGGGGUGUCCCCAGGGCCAGAAGUGCUGCAGCAAUGGCUGUGGCCAUGUCUGUACGCAGAUACCUGGCGGCGCUGCAUGAUGUGAGAACAGCAGCUCUGUGGCAGGAAGGUGCCUUCCUUCAUCUGGGGACACAGGACAUUGACAGCCCCGAGCUGGACUGUCCCCUUCUCGCCACCACCGGCAAUAAAGACCUGGCCAGGUCACAUCUGCAGCUUGAGGGCAGAACCAGGAGUGGAAACCAAUUUAGAUGUAAGCAGGAGCUGUGCUGGGAUGGCUGGAUCCGAGACCUGGGGCAGGAAGGACAGGAGCCAGACCUGCUCAAUGACCCGUCCUUGUAUUGA
Tympanuchus pallidicinctus (lesser prairie-chicken) is the source of this 1614-nucleotide messenger RNA. Its product is annotated as proprotein convertase subtilisin/kexin type 5-like. Bases 1 to 1614 code for a protein of 537 amino acids. NCBI's taxonomy places the organism in Eukaryota, Metazoa, Chordata, Aves, Galliformes, Phasianidae. Gene Ontology annotation, cellular component: extracellular region. The record is from RefSeq and is a predicted model, not a curated record. Gene Ontology annotation, molecular function: serine-type endopeptidase inhibitor activity. The transcript has 11 exons.